AUGGACUUUUCGCAGAUGCAGACGCCGCCUCCAACAAGAGAUGCUACUUCAAGAAGAAACCUGCAGCAGAGUGUGGGCAACCCGAAUGCAACUCCAGCAACGGUAAUACGAAGGACACCCCAUCAGCAAGUACCGACGUCUGAUGGCAUAUUCAAUCAGACCAUGUUUGGGUACGCAGACGGCGUACCAUUUUCGCCCAGCAUGAUGCCCUUUGCUAACGCUGGACAAAUGUCGGCACCGCCAAUGCCCCAGCAGAGGCUGUUCUGGGAUUCGACUGAUACCAGUCAAAUGGAUGUAGAUAUGUCCGGAGCAUUAGACCCGUUUGGGCCUACGCCUAACAAGCUCCAAGGCAACAUAGGUUGGCAGACAUUCCACAUUCCUGUCGUCGAGCAGAUGCAAGCCCAGUUCCAGCCACAGCAAAGCAUGUCAUCCGCCGGACCUAUGGCGUCCUUUGGCACGAGUACAGCAGGUGAGGGACAGACCUCACAACCAGGCUCAUUCGUGUCCACGACUGCUGGCGUCGACCCAAGUAUGCUGUUCAGCUUCACAAGUCCUGAUGACAUUACCGCCUCGUUCGGCAGUAUGCCUAAGCAAGCCGCCUUCAAGCCGAACAGACAGCCGUACGAGACUCAGAUGCUAGACUCUAAACGCGAAAAGGAAAAAGCAAAGAAACCUAGGAGCUUGCACUCACGUAGCAACACUAACUCGUCCUCCGGUUCCGUCGAAGAGAACCGCCCCAGUUUACAGCGCAGCAACACUGAUGGCGGUUUUCGAAGGGCUCGACCAGUGAGCUCAGAGCGAAGAUCUUCGGCAGACACCAGUGCUGCCUACCACAUCCCACGCCGGUCGUCGCCACUGAAACGUGCGAACAGCGGCGUGCUGAAAGCCAUCCCCGAGAUUAUUCGAAGGCCUCGCACACGACUGAUCAUCGACGAGACAGGUCGAGCUCGCACGGAGACUGUUCCGGCUGAAGAGGACGAGGCCACGCCCAGAGACAUGCGGAGGACUUCGCAGACGUCCAUGAGACAUCAAUACCCAGCGUUGUGGGAAGAGGGUGACACUGAGUCAGACUCAGACGAGCCGCAGCCCAUCCUGAGUCGUAACAGUUCAUUCAGCAUACCACAGCCGCAGCGCCGUGCCUCGAAGCAUGCCAGGACCGAGGGCAACGAGCUCUCGAGAAACAACUCCUUCAAGAUGGCGCGACCUGCGUCAAGGACGACUUCAAGAGCCUCCUCUGGUGCUUUUGACAAAGCGUCUUUCGACUCCGUAAGGACUGUAAGGCCGCCCAGCCAGAAUGCCUCGCGUAGAAUCAGCAUGGUCGACGUCCUUACAACCUCAUCGUUCAGCAGCCAGGCGAGCAGUUACAACUUGGUACCUGACUCGCCAGGUGAUGCCUUGGGAGCCCUGAAGAAGGUGGUUGGUAGUCGGCAGGAGAGGAUUGAACGUGCUUCGCAGAACACUCUGCAAGCACACAACCAACGCUGGGCGCAAGCCUCUACCGACUUCGCGAAUGCCUCCACGCCCCACGGUCACGGUCGCUAUGACCCCUUUACCAAUAAUUUCAACGGCUCGCCAAGCACUGAAGGACUUACGACACCAUCAACGGACCGCAGCAGCCUUUCGACGGACAGCACACGAUGCGUUUGCCAUGGCACAGAUGAGGGUCAGCCAAUGGUGCAGUGUGAAAGCUGCGAAAAAUGGUUGCACAUGGGCUGCCUUGGAUUAAAACCAAGUACGCUUCCUGCUGUGUACGUAUGUGUCUUCUGCACAGGCCAGACGCCUCUCGCGAGAGGUGGACGUAUCAGAGGCCCUGUCCCCUUCGACUCGCCGCUUACGCACAAGUCGCUCUUCCGCCGAUAA
Molecule: messenger RNA, 1860 nt
Organism: Macroventuria anomochaeta
Lineage: Eukaryota; Fungi; Ascomycota; Dothideomycetes; Pleosporales; Didymellaceae
Exons: 2
Coding region: 1-1860 (619 amino acids)
Biological process (GO): positive regulation of DNA-templated transcription
Cellular component (GO): Set1C/COMPASS complex
Source: RefSeq, a predicted model, not a curated record